AUUGGUCAGGUCUACAGACAAGAUGGCUGCCAGCUGUGAGCCGUGAUCGUUCUCACGCUCCUGUUAUCUUCUUGUAAUAAUCAUAUCUCAGAGGAGUGAGUGGGAGAAAUGGGUUUGUCUCAGAGUUCAGAGGUACCUGAAGGAGGGACGUAUGGAUACCACGUACACGGAGUGCAGCCGGAGUCCCCUGCAGAGAUGGCCGGCUUGCAGCCCUUCUUUGACUUCAUUCUGUCUCUGGACAAUAGGAGACUUAAUGAGGAAAACGACCUGCUGAAGGAGCUCCUGAAGGCCAACAUGGAGAAAUCAGUGAGGAUGGAGGUGUACAGCACUAAAAGCACGAGGGUCCGUGAGCUGGAGGUGGUGCCCAGCAACAUGUGGGGAGGACAGGGGCUGCUGGGGGCCAGUGUACGCUUCUGCAGCUACCAAGGAGCCAGUGAGAAUGUGUGGCACGUCCUGGAUGUGGAAGUUAGUUCACCUGCUGCUCUGGCAGGGCUCCAGCCACACAGUGACUACAUUGUUGGAGCGGAUCAAUUGUUGCAAGAUUCAGAAGACUUCUUUUCUCUGAUCGAGGCCCAUGAAGGGAAACCCCUGAAGCUUCUAGUGUACAACAUACAAACGGAUGCCUGCAGAGAGGUGGUGGUCACACCGAAUGGAGUGUGGGGAGGAGAGGGCAGUUUGGGUUGUGGCAUUGGUUAUGGUUACCUGCACCGAAUCCCUGCAAAUCCAGACAUAUCAACUGCAAAGCCUCCCACCCCUGUCCCUGAGGAGAAACCCUCUCCAACACCGCCUGCACAUGGAUUCACAGAGGCUCCUUUAAUGGCGCCUUCCGGCCUGAGUGAAGAUGUGUUAGAUGUGGAGCAGGUCAACCUGCAGGAAGCUCCUCUUCCUCCUCCCAUCCAGACAGUCACAGACCCUGAGUCUGCAGUGGCAGUGAUGAGCCCUGACACUGCAGAUGUGGUGGACAGGCUGGAUCUGUCCAUGUCAUCCAUAGACAUGACCAACACGUCACUGACUAUGCAUGAGGAGAAGGACGGUGAAAUCUCUGGCAUUGAGGAGCUGGAUGACAGUGUACUGCUCUCAUCAUCAGCGGAGGACCAGACUGAGUCACAAGAGCUGAGCUCGCAGGUGGUCAUGGAGCUCACCCCUGCUCUCGCUUCCACUGACAUUGUGUCUGAUUCAGGCAUCCCACCAGCAGAACCAUAUCACUCGGUCACAGAGUCUACUGCCCCACAAAGCUUUCUAAUGGAGUCUAAUGAGAGCCCAAGUCCACCUAUGAGUGCGUUGUCUCCCCCUGUAGACACACCCGAACCUCCUGUUGAGCCCUCUGUCCCUAUCGAAGACCCUCCCUCCCCACUUCCCGUUGAUCUCCUCCAGUCCCCGGCCGUUGAUGAGACGACAGCAGAUGAUUCUCCUCCUCAGGUUGUCGAGGAUGCAGCACGGUCAGCGGAGGAGUCCGCUGAGCCUCUAGAUGUAGCUCCUGCUCGGCCGUGCAGCCAUGAGCACGAUGAGGAGGAACCAGAAGAGACACCUGUUGAGUAAGCUUGUAUCAGGCUUUAACACAAAGUACAAAAAUGCAAGGUGAAGCUGACAAUCACUUUUAUAAGAAACACUAGAGAGGGAAUUCAGGAUAGACAAGGGAAGGCUUCCUGAUUUUACACUGAUAGUCUUACAGGAAUGUGUACCAUCAGGUUAGUUACACUACAGGAACCAGCUACAGCAUUAACAUGUAGACAGAUACUUUGAGUCACUGUAGGAAUAUCCUUUUUUUUCUUUUAUAUGUGAGAAUUUAAAGUUACAGCUAAUUUAUUUAGCCAAAAUGAUGUUAUGUUAUCAACUCUUUUAUUUGUCUGGUGCAAGAUUAGAUUUUACUUUGUAGCACGCUUUAUUUCUGGGACACUAAUGUGAUCAAUACUUGAAUACUUCCAAAGAUAAGCAAGUAAUAUAAUGAAUAUAAUGAAAAAACACAUGUCAGGCAUCUACUACAGUAAAGAACAACUGCACCUUAAUAUUCGUAAAAGUUUUUUAAAACUACAGUUUGGAUAGAUUGCAAGUCUCAAGGUGCAGAGUUAUAUCUAUUGUUGGUGUGCUUUGAAGAAGCAUUAUCUAUAAAAUGACUCCCAUAAUAGAGCAUUUUUUAAAUUGCAAAUUUUAAGAACAUUGGUUUUAGAAGGUUCUGUCUGGCAUGGAGGGAAAUAUUUGUCCACUUAUGAUUUUAAACUACUUACCACAAGCUUUUAUAAUAGAUCAGAUGAUGCCAGUACAUUUUAUAUGCUUGUCUUUAAUUUAAUCUGCCAUAUAGUCUGUGAUCAAUUUCAAAACAUUUGACAGCUGAUAUUAUGUCCCCCAUGUUUUACUUUACACUAUUUUUACCUUGUUAUCUAUGCAACAGUAGACAAGAGCUGCCUGUGACUUUACAAUGUGUUUUAUAAUGUAAAUUCAAUAGAUAAGUCUUUUGAGAUAUGUAUGUGGUAAUACUGCUGUUGGGUAAUAGUUUGUUUUUUCUAGGGGGCUACUUAAUGUUCUUCACUGUCAAAAUAGGUGCUAGUGUGUAAAAUAAGGAAAAGUAUUUUUGCAGAUACUAUCAAUGGUUUGUAUGUUUUAUUAGGAAUGAGUGCAGAUUCUUUUGAUGAAUGGGAGAUGGGUGAAUCUUAAAAGGUUAAACAAUCAUAUCACUUAAAAAAAAAAGAAAUCAUUUGUUCUUAUUUCACACUCAUCAGCUGAACACGUUACAACUCAAGAAAACAUUCAUCUAUAAUUACCAUAGAUCUGUCAUUGUUAAAUCAUUCCAAUUUAUUUAUCUGAAUGCCUAAAAUAUACAUAUUUCACAAGUUAUUACAACAGGGAUAUUGCAGUGUUACGGCCUAAUUACGGCACCCAUCCUGUUUUUGGCCAAUUAGAGCUCACUCUAUGCAUCCCCCUCACGACAGCUUAUACACACUCACACUCCUCAUUGCAAAAUUAACUCCAGAAAAUUUACAAUGAAAGGAUCUGCUGUUCUGCUUGGAGACACACCAAGAGAGAAAUGGGUAGUUGCGUUUAUUUCACUUUGGUGAAUUUCCCACAGUGGUUGAAUGUUCAUAUAUUCUCUUGGAUGAGAUUCCCCCCCUUCAAGUUACGUACAUUUGUUUCAUUGAACUCCUAUUGAAUCUAAAGGAAAUGUACAUUUGAAAAGCCCUCACUGUCAGCAGAGUCACUGCUCAUGAGCUGAGUACAGAGUGAGGAGUAAGCAUUAGUUAUUGUGUAAGAUAUAAUAUGCCUUAUAUAUAAUUUCCCAAUCGCUUAGAUGACUUGAACAACUACCGACAUUCUUAAAGAUUAAACUGCAAUUUCUGGGUUGUAGUGAAUACAACAAAUGCAAUUCAUAACAUCCAAGUAAAAUUUACCUUCAUGACCACGAAUGUGUUCUAGAUUUUGAAAAAUAACUUGUUUUUUUUUUAAGUAAACUGUACAUCAACAAAAUAUAACUGAAGCAACCCCCUCACCCCUCUGAACAAAAUCAAAAAAAUGUUGUACAUAUAUUUACAAAAAAGAACAUUCAGUCCAUUUAGAACAGCACAGCUAAACAGAAGAGACAAAGACAAGUGCUGCUGUCAGCAAAGUUCAAUGAUUAGACGUCUAAGCCAAGGGUUAGGUUCAAGUUCAGAUGUACGAUGUCGACAACAGAACGAAAGAGGAUUGAUUUUGAGGGAUUGUGAUGCUACCCAGAGACCAAGUGUACUCCUAAAGUGGUGACACUGCUGAGACGGCUGUGGAGUGUUUGUAGAACAAGGACAGUUUCUGGAAUGUACUAGAACAGUCUACUACAUCCAUGUGCAUAUACACACGCACACACUCACAAACACGAUCGCUUCAAAACAAAAUGGCAGUCAGGAGGAAUGAAACAAACUUAGCGGUCAAAUUGGAAAAAAAAAAAAAAAAAGUUAAAGAGUCCUUUCUUCAAACUGUAAAAAAAAAAAAAAA
Molecule: messenger RNA, 3960 nt
Organism: Paralichthys olivaceus (Japanese flounder)
Lineage: Eukaryota; Metazoa; Chordata; Actinopteri; Pleuronectiformes; Paralichthyidae
Gene: gorasp1a
Product: golgi reassembly stacking protein 1a
Biological process (GO): Golgi organization
Cellular component (GO): Golgi apparatus
Molecular function (GO): protein binding
Source: RefSeq, a predicted model, not a curated record